GUCGAUUGUUCUGUUUCAGAUUUAGAAAACUCCGUUAUCGUAGGAAAGAGCAAAAAUCAUUUGAGAAGCUUAAGGAGUUGGUUAGCCCCUGUAGCACGAAGCGUGAAUUCUCUCUGGAAGCGCUGUUGGCGUGCAUCCGUGGACGGCUGGGCUGCAAGUACAUUUCACUCCCGAUGUGACAGCAAGGGCCCGACUGUGACAAUAAUAAGGGUCGGGAGAUAUAUUUUUGGAGGAUACACAAGUAUUUCAUGGGGUAAGUGAGCAUUCAUCAUAAGCCAUGGCGGUGACAUUUAUACCUUUGGCGUAAUUGGCCUUGAUAUGUUCAGCUAAAAGUGCAGCUUGGUACUUAGCAAUAUGGAAUCAUGUGACUGUACCUUUCAUACAUGGUUAAGCAGUGGCGGAGAAAGGGUCUAGGUUAAUAGCUCUAGAUGUGGGCCCAUAUCCCCUCGUUCCUCAAGGGGCGAGGACCGCCCCUCCUACACUCACAUGGUGUGAAUGAACGCCCCACCCCUUUUCUAGAGUUCUGGUUCUGCAGAUGGUAAGUGAUGCAUUUCUAGCUUGUUAAAACGUGCCCAAAUUCCAGGCCAACACUAUCGAAUUAUAAUAACUUUGAGGUUCUAAUUGAGGACCGUCCCUCCUACAAUCACAUGGUGUAAAUGAGCGCCACCCCCCACCCUUCUUCUCAAGUUCUGGUUUUGCAGAUGAUACGUGAUGCAUUUCUAGCCUGUCAAAACGUGUUUAAAUUCCAGGCUACUACUAUUAUAAUAAUUUUGAGGUUGUAAAAUAUCGAUAUUGUUCUGACUUUCUUGCUACCCUGCUAUCUUCCAUCCCUCAGUUCCCAUAUUGCAAAAGUAGCGACUAACGAACUUCGCCACAGGUUUUUGGUGAAAUUCGCAAAUUUUGGCAAAGAAAAAACACUCUCUUUUGACAUGUCCACGUACGUGAUACACCAAGACGAAGGUUCAUUUCACCGAUCAAACUUUCGUAAUUUUGCCUGAGCGAAAUGUCACGAAGAGGAUUCUUCUCUUCGGAUUCGAACGAACUUGAUAGACUGAAAUCGGUGACUGAAAUACAUAAUGUUUUAUACCUUUUCAAGGAUAAAAGAACAUAUCUUAUUAAUUACUAAUUUUUUUCCCGAUCUAUUGCUUGCAAUUGCAAAUCUUUUAAAAUUAACAUCUCCCAGAGGCCGACACCUCAGCUUCGGUGAGCUUGCAGCCACAUAAAACUCUCUCCUGAGCGGACGAACCACUAUUGCCAUGAGUAUAGCUGUAUCUUUUACCAAAAUACCUGCUCGUAAAUAAUAAUGCAAUAAAAUAAUAUUCAUACUACUAGUAAUGAUGAUGAUGAUGAUAAUAAAAAUAAUAAUAAUAAUAAUAAUAAUAAUAAUAAUAAUAUAAUAAUAAUAAUAAUAAUAAUAACAUUGAUAAUGAUAAUGAUGAUAAUAAAGAAGACAUAGAAACUGAUUUCGUUUUUGAUAAAUGACGAACGUUACUGAGAAACUCGAUCGAAUUUGUUUUAUGAGAAUAAGGUAUUUACUGUUUUUAAUCAAUAAUCAACAUCAUCAUCAUCGUCACCAUUAUGACAGGCAUAAGGACAAUGUCGCUAACUUGUCUUAGAAAAGUUUUGUUUCAUUUCUUUUAGCUUCUGGUUCUGGCCGGUAUCAAUACGACACAAAAGCCUUCUUAUUUUCGCUGGUAAACAAGCCAGGAUGGGCGCCUGUCAAAUUGUCUCAGUCAGGGCAAUAUAGUUAUGGCAAAGAAUCCAUAUACUUUCACUCAUCCUAUGGACCUACAUUCGGAGACGGACAUGACAUUCACAUUUCCAACUACGCGUCAUCUAAUAGCAAUUCUUACAGCAACCUUGGCUAUACUUACAGCCCACCGAGCGGAUACAGCUACGGCAGCACCUUCGCCAAAACAUUCCUGGCAGGAACUUACCAGUUCACACCAGACGAAGUUGAAACCUUUUACGAAACAACCUAA
Porites lobata is the source of this 1982-nucleotide messenger RNA. The record is from the annotation of a GenBank genome assembly. Lineage: Eukaryota; Metazoa; Cnidaria; Anthozoa; Scleractinia; Poritidae.